This is a messenger RNA of Patella vulgata (common limpet), 3018 nucleotides long. Its product is annotated as polypeptide N-acetylgalactosaminyltransferase 5. The coding region runs from base 30 to 1454 and encodes 474 amino acids. The record is from RefSeq and is a predicted model, not a curated record. NCBI's taxonomy places the organism in Eukaryota, Metazoa, Mollusca, Gastropoda, Patellidae. The transcript has 10 exons. Gene Ontology annotation, cellular component: Golgi apparatus.
GCUGGCCAGAAUGUAAGAAUAAAACUUACAUGUUCAGAACAGAUCUUCCGGAAGUCAGCAUCAUCAUACCCUUCCGAGACGAAGCGUGGUCAACAUUAUUACGGACAGUUCAUAGUAUUUUAAAUCGAACACCUCCGCAUUUAGUGAGAGAAAUAAUCCUGUCAGACGAUGCUUCUACAAUGGAGCAUCUUCACCGUCCUCUAGAGGAUUAUAUAUCACAGUUUGAGAAAGUGAAAGUAGUAAGAUUAAAAGAAAGAGGUGGUUUGAUUAGAACCAGAUUAAAUGGAUAUGCUAUAUCAACGGCUCCAGUUGUAGUCUUUAUAGAUUCACAUUGUGAGGUCACUAAAGGCUGGAUCGAACCUCUAUUGGAUCGAAUAGCUACAGAUGACAGAAUAGUGGCCACGGGUAUCAUGGACGUCAUAGAGGGAACAAAUUUCAAAUACAGACCAUAUCAAAUCGACGACACCAGUCCUAUCGGGACGUUUGAUUGGAGGUUAUUAUUUAAAUGGACUCGUGUCAAGUAUGAGGGAGACAGGACAGCACCAGUAAAGAGUCCUACAUUAAUUGGUUGUUUGAUAGCAAUAAGUCGAAGAUUUUUUGAUGAAAUUGGUCGAUUUGAUGAGGGUUAUUUUAUCUGGGGAGCAGAAAAUUUAGAAAUAUCUUUCAAGGCAUGGAUGUGCGGCGGAAGAGUAGAACAAUUGGGAUGUUCACAUGUCGGCCAUGUUUACAAAGGGAGACUACCCUAUAAUUGGGGCAAUUCAUCACAAGGUUCAGUGUUGGAUCGAAAUCUUCUACGUCUAACAGAAGUAUGGUUAGAUGAUUAUGGUGUAUAUCACAAACAGUUAUGUAAUGGCUGCGCGGCUGAUAUCGGAGAUGUUUCAGAAAGGAUUGCUUUAAGAAAUAAACUACAAUGUCAGAGUUUUGAAUGGUAUCUAGAAAAUGUGAAGCCGGACAUGUUUAUUCCGGGAGAAUGCUUCACUCAUGGGGAGAUAAGAAACAAGCAGCAUAAAUCGAUUUGUGUUGACGCGAGUGACGAAGAGAGCAUAUUUGGAAAACUACAUGUGUCGGUUUACGGUUGUCAUGGCAGAGCGGGCAAUCAGCUGUGGUACCUGUGUAACUAUGGGCAGAUCAGACGACUGCGAGGAUGUUGGGCGCAGCAACAUGAGUCGAAUAUCACACUUACCAUAUGUGACGAUAAUAAUGACGUUCCUCGUAAACAUUUUGAAUAUCGGGAGGACGACACAAUCUACCACGCUGACUCCAGGAAAUGUUUGGAUCUGUAUGUGGAUAGCAAAUCUAGGAUUCUAUCCCUUUUAGAGUGUACUGGGAAAGAUAAUCAGAAAUGGACAUGGAAUAGGGGUUCGCCACCAGGACCCAUUCCAAAAUAUCGAAUAAGAAGCAGAGAAAAGAACAACGGCGACGACAGUGCCAAUGAGAACGACGAAACGAAUUAACCAUGGACCGCGAAGACUGGACAUUUAAAACACGUUUAACCGGAAUACAUCAUACCUUUACGUCAAACAUGUUAAUACCAACCAUGUUUAAUUUGCUCUUUAGUAUUGUCACCUUGAUGUUUGUGACUACUACGGGUGUUAAUUGUGUACUUCCGGUUACGGACAGACGGUGUCACUACUUACAUGGUGUAUAUAAGAUAACCUAGAGACCACUGAUCGUUUCAUUUCUGUCGAAUCAUAAUCAUGGAAUUUAGAUAAAUAUUUACUAAAAUAUUAAAAGUGAAAGUUUUAUAUCAACAUUAAACGUCAAUUGAACACAAAAACUUGAUGGAUAAUUAUUGAUAUUUACGUUAAAACUGAUUUUUUUUAAAAACAAUAUUUUAUUCACAUGAAAUGAGAAAUGAUUGAAGAACAGACUAGUCCUAUAUUUUACCCAUAACUAAAACUUAUAUAAUCUUACUUAUAAUGCUACUUACAAUGUUAGUUAUAAUGUUCUAUAUAGUUCUACAUAUAAUGCUAUAUAAAUAAUGAUACUUACAAUACUAGUUAUAUAUAAUUCUACUUAUAAUGCGAUUUAUAAUGCUAUAUAAAUAAUAAUACUUAUAAUAUUAUAUAUAAUGUUACUUAUAAUGCUAGUUAUAUAUAAUUCUACUUAUAAUGCUAGUUAUAUAUAAUGUCACUUAUAAUGCUAGUUAUAUAUAAUGUCACUUAUAAUGCUAGUAACAUACAAUGUUACUUAUAAUGCUAGUUAUAUAUAUAUAUAUAUAUAUAUAUUAUGCUAGUUAUAUAUAUAUAUAUAAUGCUAGUGAUAUAUAUAUAUAAUGCUAGUGAUAUAUAAUUCUACUUAUAAUGCUAUUUAAAUAAUGUUACUUAUAAUACUAUAUAUAAUGUUACUUAUAAUGCUAUAUAUAAUGUUACUUAUAAUGCUAUAUAUAAUGUUACUUAUAAUGUAACUUCAGGAACUUCCCGUACGUACAGAAUCCCAAUCGAGUUCCAUGAAAAUAGAUGUGGUGUGAGCAGAAUUAUGAUGUCAUUAACGUUUCAGCUGUUGAAAUUGGUCGAUAGCACCAUGCUCAUAUUUGUUCGAAUGACACCUUUCACCAUAUUAGUAUCCACGGGUGUACAUCAAUGAGCACACGUCAAAACACAUUGUUCUUGUCAGCUCUAGAGGCGCCCGCCUGGUCUGAAAAAUGUCGAGUGUCUUCUUGUUCAUAAUAUUUACCAAACACGGAGUUUUGUUUAAGCCGUUGAAUACGUCGUAUAUGAGAGUUGAUAUGUCCGUUUCCACAAACUAUCUAUUAUUAUUACGUAUAUUAUUAUUUUUUUUUAUAUCCACAAUUAGUACAAUAGUACAAUAUUAGUACAAUAUUAUUUCCUUAGACUGCAAACAAAUAGAAUUGAUUUUAUGCCAAGAUUCCCAAAAUUUAAUAUUAGUAAUUCAUUUCACUUUAUUUUGUAAAUUUGUGAAUUUUAGAUUUAUUCAUCUUUAGUGAUUUCGAUCAUGUUUUUUUCAUCUUGUAUGGUAGCCAUCUGAAUGUCAAUUAAAUAUAUGCUUGUUUUUAAA